Messenger RNA from Xyrauchen texanus (razorback sucker), 2173 nucleotides. RefSeq names its product double-strand-break repair protein rad21 homolog. NCBI's taxonomy places the organism in Eukaryota, Metazoa, Chordata, Actinopteri, Cypriniformes, Catostomidae. Gene Ontology annotation, biological process: mitotic sister chromatid cohesion; synaptonemal complex assembly; replication-born double-strand break repair via sister chromatid exchange. Gene Ontology annotation, cellular component: synaptonemal complex; cohesin complex. The transcript is spliced from 14 exons. The coding region runs from base 258 to 1898 and encodes 546 amino acids. Gene Ontology annotation, molecular function: chromatin binding; protein binding. The record is from RefSeq and is a predicted model, not a curated record.
GCAGCCUCUCCAUAUAGGAGUAAACACAGGUACGAGACUAAACUAACUAAACGAAAACUUGUCGGUAGUACAUUUAACAACCCGUAACGUUACAUAAACGUGUAAAUUAAGACAAGCUUUUUCCACGGUGAGCAAGAUCUGUAGAGGGCGGGAAAAUUAAGUCAAUGUCGCCGGAACUGUGAGGAAUAACAAAUACAUUAGCAAUUUGACAACGUGUAUUUUCUGCAUCUUCACCAACUGAAGACACUCACAUCACGAUGUUUUAUGCACAACUCUUCACAUCCAAACGAGGGACUCUGGCCAAGAUCUGGCUAGCAGCCCACUGGGAGAAGAAAAUUACCAAAGCACAUGUGUUUGAAUGUGACCUUGAGACCACCGUCAAGGAAAUAUUAUCCCCCCAGAUUAAAAUUGGUCUGCGGACUUCAGGUCACCUCCUUUUAGGCGUUGUCCGGAUGUACUAUCGGAAAAUCAGAUACCUUCUAGCAGACUGCAGUGAUGCAUUGGUCAAAAUUAAAGUUGCUUUCCGGCCAGGAGAGACAGAUCUGCCUGAGGAUGCUUUGGAGGCAACGUUUAAAGCCAUCACUCUACAAGAGGACUUCACUGACUUUGACUCUCAGUUGCCUGAUCUCAACACCAUUGAUGUGGUAGACCACUUCUCUUUGAAUCAGUGUCGUACAGAAGAUAUCACUCUAAGAGAGAACUUGGGGAACAGCUUUCUCACUUUGGAUGGCAUAGGUGAGGAAAACCAGUCUUACCAGGGACUGUUUGAUCAGAGUUUCCAAACUUUCAGUGUCCAUGGUGACUGCUUUGGUGAUGAGGAAAUGGCCGUUGACCUCAUUGAUUUUAUAGCAAAUGAGAGUAAGGAUACUCUGGUGACAGAUUUCUAUGAGAACACUCCUAAAGAAUUACCAGCUACACCUCCAACCUCUAUCAGUGUCAUAGAACCAGAGUCUGUGAUACCCGAGCUUUCCUGUUCAGACACUCAAAUGAACAGCCCAUCCUUCACUGAUAAGACUUUUCUGGUUAAUGCAGAGGAAGGCUUCACUCUUGCACCCGUUGCUGUCACACCAACUUUAACAAGGAAUAGAGGAAAGAGGAAGCGGAAGCUGGUGGUUGAUCUGUCAAAGGAACUUACUAAUGAUGACAUCAGGGACCAACUGGCUGAGUACUCUGACCUUUUGACCUCAUUGGAGAUAGCCCCGCCUACACGGCAGCUCAUGGAGUGGAGAGAAAAUGGUGGGGUCAAGCAACUGAUCUCUCGUUUCGAACUUCAACCCAUACACUCUGUCUUAAAGCAGCUGUUCCCUCGUGACUUGUCACCUAAGAGAAAGGGAUUGGUUGGAGGAGCAAUAGAGCAGACUGACCCCGAAGAGAUGAGAGAACAAAGCAGAGAGGACAGAGAGAGCACUGCUCAACCAGUGCUGGGUGACUGGAGUUUACUGCAUGAGUCUGUGGCUCUAGAUAAAGCAGUAGAUGCAAACACUUCUGUAGAACCUUCUUUCACUCAUACAGAACCUCCACCUCCCUGGAACGCCACAAGUGAGGAGAGUAGGCUGGAGUUGUCCUAUCCAGAGCCUCUCUCUGAGGACUCCAUGCUGGUUCAUCCAUCUGUAGGGACGAGGGAAACCCCAGUGUCUGUUCUGAACAGUCAGGACAUGGAGGACAGGAGAAUGACCUGUCGGGCACACAAACUCCUCCAGGCCCUCAAAAGCCAAGACAGCUCGCCCAGAGCCACGUUCAGUCUUCAAGCUAUGUGUGAGGGAAACACUCGUUCCUAUGUAGCAGCUUUAUUCUUCUGCCUGCUGGUGUUAAGGAAACAACAAGCCCUCAACCUGCACCAGAGCACUCCUUACAGUGACAUCAUUGCCACACCUGGGCCUCUCUUCCACUCCUUCUAGGACAGGCCACCUCUGACUGACCUUUAGUAACCACAAACUAACAGAGGGAAAAUGUUUUGCGACAUUUACAAUGUCUCAUCACAUGAUUGAAUGAACAUUUUUGCAUGUUCUUGGUUCAAAGCACAGUGCUGCCGUGUUGAUGGUUUUCUGGUGAAAUAAAUUAUUUAUAUUUUUGUAAUCCGUCGCCAUACAGACCAGCUAAAAAUUAUUAACUUAAAUCCAGACUAGUUCAGAUGUAGUAAUUUGUAGUAGUAAUCACCUGGAGUGUUUUUUAU